CCUUCCCACAGGUCUCAGUGCCAGCGGCGGCGGUCCCCGGGCGGAGGAGGGAGCCGGAGCUGCCAUGACGACCGGCGACUGCUGCCACCUGCCCGGCUCCCUGUGCGACUGCCCCGGCGGCGCCGCCCUGGCCAAGGCGGUGGAGGAGGCGGAGCGGGGCCGGCCGCACUACGUCGCGCAGGUCAGCAGCAAGGACGGGCGGCUGCUCUCCACCGUCAUCAAGGCGCUGGGAGCGCAGAGUGAUGGUCCCAUCUGUCGAAUCUGCCACGAGGGUGGAAGUGGGGAGGGGCUGCUGUCCCCCUGCGACUGCACAGGAACGCUGGGCACCGUGCACAAGAGCUGCCUGGAAAAAUGGUUGUCCUCCUCCAACACAAGUUACUGUGAGCUCUGCCACACAGAGUUUGUUGUAGAGAGAAGACCAAGGCCUUUGACAGAGUGGCUGAAGGACCCCGGGCCGCGCAGCGAGAAGCGGACGCUCUUCUGCGACAUGGUUUGCUUCCUCUUCAUCACUCCCCUGGCCGCCAUCUCGGGCUGGCUGUGCCUGCGGGGGGCGCAGGACCACCUGCAGUUCAACAGCCGGCUGGAGGCCAUCGGCCUCAUCGCCCUCACCAUUGCACUGUUCACCAUCUACGUCCUCUGGACGCUGGUCCUGGCUCAUCCCCAGGAUCUGGAUGCUCUCAGCUCUUGCUGUGUCUGGCAAAGGUUGAUGGAGGCCCUGGGGGUGAGCAGCGAUGGCUCCUGCUGGCUAAAGCUACCUUUGCCUUUUGCUUUGGCAGGAUGCAGAAGGGAGUUUUGCUGAGCCCCAAAGCUUGGAGUCUCUGCUGCUGUCCUUUUCACCACCUUGAGGCUGGCCCUCUCCUAGCGAUGGUCACACCACACCUUGGGGACAGGCCCUGCUGUCCUGGCUGUCCCCCACAUGCUUGAUUUGCACAUUCCUGGGCAGCAGCUUGAGGAGCUGCUGUGGUUUGGUUUGGCCCUGAGGCUCUGCCUGCCUGUUUUGUGUCCUCCAGGGAAACAUCCCAGGGCUGCUGGUUCCCAGAGAGCAGGCUCCGGGUCCCUUCUGCGGGGCCUGCAUUGUCCUUCCUCCUCCCUUCACUCAUCUGCAUUCCCAGCACCUCCAGCUAAGAGCCCCUCUGUCCUGCAGUGCCAGUCUGCAAUGUCCAUGCUUGGUGCUCUGCUCCCCUGAGCCCUGUGAGUGGAGCAGGCCCUAAGGACACCAGGGCUGGCACUGCCCUGGUCCUCGCUCCUGCCAUGGUGAGGGUGGGGAGCAGAGAGGAGGCAGGCUGCAAAGUGCCCAUGGCUUUGCAGGGGUGUGGCAGUCACACCAUGCCCCUCUGCUCUGCUGAGCCCAGGGGGAUCAGUCCAACCCCUGCUGGAGCAAGACCUGAACAGCUUCCAUCCCAAGCACCAUGUGCCCUUCCCUCUGCUUUCCAGCUGCAGAGCAGGAUGCUGCUCCCUCCCUGGCCCUAGGCUGGAAAUUGCUGAUGGCAGGAGCAGCAAGGGCCAGGGCCCUAUCGCUCCCAGCAGGAUUGCUCCAGCCCUGGGGUCUGUCUGUGCUCUUUUCCUCCAUCUCCUGCCCAGGGCUCUCAGUGACAGCCCAACACACUUUGCAGCAGCCUCUCUCUGCCCAGCUGUGGGCUGGCCCAAGCUGGUCUCUGUUCUGAGCAUGAAGGUCUCCUCUGAUCAUGGUCUGUGUGUCCUCCGCUGCAGCCAGGCUGUGCAUCUCUGCUGCCCUCUGCCAGCCUCCCUGCCUGUCCCUUCCCUUCUGCCAUGUAUCUGUCCAUGGGCACCUUCCCUUUUCCCUGUUGUGCAGGGAUGACUGCCCUGUGUUCCUGGAGGUUUUGCAGGGCAGAGAGGCCUCUUUAGCCCAGCUCUGGUUCUGCUC
Molecule: messenger RNA, 1885 nt
Organism: Dryobates pubescens (Downy woodpecker)
Lineage: Eukaryota; Metazoa; Chordata; Aves; Piciformes; Picidae
Gene: MARCHF2
Product: membrane associated ring-CH-type finger 2
Exons: 4
Coding region: 65-799 (244 amino acids)
Biological process (GO): protein ubiquitination
Molecular function (GO): ubiquitin-protein transferase activity; zinc ion binding
Source: RefSeq, a predicted model, not a curated record